This is a messenger RNA of Hibiscus syriacus, 1700 nucleotides long. Its product is annotated as monodehydroascorbate reductase 4, peroxisomal-like. Lineage: Eukaryota; Viridiplantae; Streptophyta; Magnoliopsida; Malvales; Malvaceae. The transcript is spliced from 7 exons. Gene Ontology annotation, molecular function: flavin adenine dinucleotide binding; oxidoreductase activity, acting on NAD(P)H. Gene Ontology annotation, cellular component: cytoplasm. The record is from RefSeq and is a predicted model, not a curated record. Bases 115 to 1560 code for a protein of 481 amino acids.
UUUUUAAAUUUUCUCGUUGGAGUUUUGCCUGGAAAAGCCAAACACCUUCGAGGAAAUUGAAAAUUUUAUUUUGAUAGGGUAGGAAAAAAAAGGCGAAUUUUCUCCGGAAAAUAAAUGGGAAGAGCGUUUGUAUAUGUAAUUCUUGGAGGAGGUGUAGCAGCUGGCUAUGCAGCUCUUGAAUUCACGAGAAGAGGGGUCUCUCCUGGCGAACUUUGCAUUAUUUCUGAAGAACCUGUUGCCCCAUAUGAGAGGCCUGCUUUAAGCAAAGGCUUUUUACUUCCCGAAUCUCCGGCACGCCUUCCAUCAUUUCACACCUGUGUUGGUGCUAACGAGGAAAGAUUAACUCCAAAAUGGUACAAGGAACAUGGGGUUGAAUUAGUCCUUGGAACUCGAGUUAAGUCUGUUGAUGUGAGACGUAAGAAGCUAUUGACAGCAACUGGGGAGACUAUAAGUUACAAGAUCCUUCUCAUUGCCACAGGAGCUCGGGCUUUGAAGCUUGAAGAAUUUGGACUGAAUGGAUCGGAAGCUGAAAAUGUAUGCUAUUUACGAGAUUUAGCCGAUGCAAAUGGUCUUGUUAAUGCGAUGCAAUCUUGUGCUGGUGGAAAUGCUGUAGUAAUUGGUGGUGGGUACAUUGGAAUGGAGUGUGCGGCAUCUUUGGCGAUCAAUAAAAUCAACGUAACCAUGGUUUUUCCCGAAGUACAUUGUAUGGCUCGCUUGUUUACACCAAGGAUUGCAAGCUAUUAUGAGGAAUAUUAUCAAUCUAAAGGAAUUAAGUUCGUUAAAGGAACUGUGUUAUCGUCGUUCGAAUUUGAUUCCAAUGGGAAGGUUACCGCUGUUAAUCUUAGAGAUGGAAAUCAACUACCUGCAGACUUGGUCGUGGUGGGAAUCGGAAUACGCCCAAACACAAGCCUUUUUGAAGGCCAACUAACACUUGAAAAAGGUGGGAUCAAGGUGAAUGGGAAGUUGCAAACGAGCAUGGAUUCGGUUUAUGCAGUUGGAGAUGUUGCAGCAUUUCCAGUCAAACUAUGCGGUGAAACUCGCAGACUCGAGCACGUGGAUUCAGCCCGAAAAUCUGCUAAACAUGCUGUUGCUGCAAUCAUGGAACCUGAGAAAUCAGGCGAGUUUGACUACCUGCCAUUCUUCUACUCCAGAGUCUUUGGAUUGUCUUGGCAGUUCUACGGGGACAACGUAGGGGAGGCAGUCCAUUUUGGGGAUUUCUCGGGUACUACCUUCGGAGCUUACUGGAUAAACAAGGGUCAUCUUGUUGGGUCUUUCCUUGAAGGGGGAACCAAAGAGGAGUAUGAAGCCAUAGCCACUGCCACAAAGCUCAAACCGCCGGUUGAGGAUCUGACUGAGUUGGAACAGCAGGGACUAAACUUCGCACUCACAGUUAGCAAGAAACCACAGCCGGCACUGCCCAUUGAAGUCAGCCAUUCUAUUUCCGGCCUUAUCAUCCUGGAAAAGCCCGCCUACGCUUGGCAUGCAACCGUCGGAGUUGUUCUGGCAGCAUCAAUAGCUGGAUUUGCGUAUUGGUAUGGGACGAGACGUAAAAGGUGGUGAGAAAUCAUCUUGUAACACCAUUGUAGUAGUACUGAUACAAUAAAUCUGUUGAAGUACUCUAUAUGUGCACGAUAUGAACUCAUACGUUGUCGAUAGCCCAAAAUUAUUACUCAAUACAACAUCAUAUUUUUUCCUCGAAA